Molecule: messenger RNA, 1214 nt
Organism: Cyprinodon tularosa
Lineage: Eukaryota; Metazoa; Chordata; Actinopteri; Cyprinodontiformes; Cyprinodontidae
Product: BPTI/Kunitz domain-containing protein
Exons: 6
Coding region: 20-715 (231 amino acids)
Molecular function (GO): serine-type endopeptidase inhibitor activity
Source: RefSeq, a predicted model, not a curated record
CCCACUCCCAUCGUAGUUUAUGGUCCUCUGUCAGUCCAGUGAGGAGAGAACAAGGACUAACAGCAAUAUGAAGGCCCUUCUGCUUUUAGGGACUUUUCUGUCAGCACUACACCUCAGCAACUCACAAAAACAGGAUUUCUGUAAGCUGCCCAUGGAUCCAGGUGAAGGCUCAACCUUUAAGUUUGCUGUGUAUUACAAUCCUGACAAAGACCAGUGCUCGCCUUUCUUUUACCAAGGCCAGGGAGGAAAUGCCAACCGUUUUCAGAGUGAAAGAGAUUGUAUGAGAAACUGCUCAUACAAUUCAGAAGAAAACUACCCCAUGGAUGAAAGAGAAGCCUGUCGCUUCAAAUAUCAGAAAGGAGGAUGUAGCGGUUUCUACUUGAGAUACUACUAUGACGCCGCUUUUGACAAAUGCAAAAGAUUUAUCUGGACAGGCUGCUUUGGAAACGGAAACAGAUUCUUUGACCAAACCAGCUGCAAUGCCACCUGUGUUGGCAUCCAUGAUGACAGGGAUGAAGAGGAGGAGCACGAGCCAGACACUCCUAUUGCCAUCAUCUGUGGAGUUCUGCUUGCCGUUAUCGUUCUCUCUAUCUUAAUAACUGUGACAGUCCUCACGGUUAAGUCAAAAAAAAAAAAGCAAAAGAAGGGAGGAGGGAAGAACAAGGACCCCAAAAGCGAAGCACCACUUCAGGAAGCUGGGAUGGAAAUGACAUAGAAAAUCUCUAAUCCUGCAAAACAUUUCACUUAGUUUUUUAUUUUUAUUUGGUUGCCAUAAAGAACUAAUUUUUUUGUGUCUUGAAACCAAAUGCCUCAAUUUUACCUCUGAAGACUGCAUUCAAAGUCCCAUUAAAAAGAAAGAAGAAAAGAAGUUGUACUCUAAAUAAGAGCUCUGGUUUUUUUUAUAUUACCUGCAAAUGUUUUUUUGUUUUUGUUUACUUAUUUUCCUCAUCUCACAGAUUCAACCAACAUUUUUAAGUAUAAGUGUGUAAUCAAAGGAAGAAUACAUUUAGUAUGAAAUUUAAACUAUUCAGAAAUCAGCUUUAAAUCAUAAUAAAACAGAAAUCAGAUUUCCAUUAAAUAGAUAAAAAGAUACUUGGUAAUUUUUUUGUUUUUUUUGCCUUAAAUAUUAACUUGUCCUGCCUAGCAGUUGUGAAAAGAAAACAAACAAAAGUAACAUUUACAGAUAUGUAAUAAAAAUCUUACUUGUUUUAAAA